Messenger RNA from Gadus macrocephalus (Pacific cod), 1530 nucleotides. It is a transcript of the gene pde6d, whose product is annotated as phosphodiesterase 6D, cGMP-specific, rod, delta. The record is from RefSeq and is a predicted model, not a curated record. Lineage: Eukaryota; Metazoa; Chordata; Actinopteri; Gadiformes; Gadidae. Gene Ontology annotation, cellular component: cytoplasm. The coding region runs from base 239 to 691 and encodes 150 amino acids. Gene Ontology annotation, biological process: sensory perception of light stimulus. The transcript is spliced from 5 exons.
AUAGGUUGUUUACUAUUGAUUAGUUUAGCUGCCAUUCAACUUCUUGGUUUAUCGGAUCAAUUCAGCGCACACAGAUUACAUUUAGAUUCGCUGAAGUUGAACCAGAAAUUGUUAUUUUAUUUGCAGGGCAGUUAACUAUCCUUCCUAACCUUCAAAUUAUAUAAUAACCUAAGCGACGGCUUAUUUAUCAUUUGCACUCCAUCGCUCUAACGAAACGGAGGAAAACGAAGAAUUGAACAUGUCUUCGGACGAAGACAGGGCCAAGGAAAUUUUGAAGGGCUUCAAACUGAAUUGGAUGAAUCUCCGGGACGCAGAGACGGGCAAGGUGCUUUGGCAGGGAACAGACGACCUUUCUCUACCAGGAGUAGAACAUGAAGCUCGUGUUCCAAAGAAGAUUCUCAAGUGUAAAGCGGUAUCAAGGGAACUGAAUUUUUCCUCCUCUGAGAAAUUGGAGAAGUUCAGGUUGGAGCAAAAGGUCUUUUUUAAAGGACAAUGUCUAGAAGAAUGGUUCUUUGAGUUUGGCUUUGUCAUUCCCAACUCAACCAACACGUGGCAGUCUCUGAUUGAAGCGGCUCCGGAGUCCCAGAUGAUGCCAGCUCAUGUACUCACUGGGAACGUGAUUAUUGAGACCAAGUUCUACGAUGACGACCUCCACGUCAGCACAUCGAGGGUACGGUUGUUCUACGUCUGAGACCCCCCCCCCCCCCAAACCUGUCCCAGGGCCACACAUUACCUUGUUAAGCCACAAUUAACAUAAGUAAAUAAAUGCUUUGUUGACCAAUGGUCACCAUUUACGGUGACCAUCACACUUAUUGCAAAAUAAAUGUUGUUCCCAGAGCUGGUCUUCAACCAUUGUCCUAUAAACCAGCACAUCCCUUGCUCCUUUUCCUCACCCCCAUUGACACAGCAAGUGAUGAGGAGUAAAUAAAGGAUGAUUGUGAGAAUGUGUUUUUAUUUUUUUUCCUGACCAGUCCUGUAAAUAUGCUGACUUUUAGAAUUUUUAGAAAAUCAGUGCAAGUCCUAGUUUGUACAGAAGAUCCAGACUUAACGUUUUUUCACUGCUGCACUGAUCUUGUUAUCUUGAUGUCAUCAUGUGUGUAAAAAUGGUGUUGCAUUCCAGAAGGGUGGCUCCCAGUUCCCUAUAGUGCUGCGUUAGGUUAAAUGAUAGAACAUUUAGGUUGAAACACAGUCCAUGUUACCUGUCCAGACUUUCACAUGUUUCACUAUUAAAACCUGUCUUUGCUAUAUUGUGCAUUUUUUUGGGGGGGCAGUUGACAAAUCCUUGAGUUGUUUUGUCAUUUAGUGAGUGGAUUGUCUAUUUAGGAAACAUCUGGUCAGUAACAUGUGAAAGAGCUUGUUGAAAGCCUUCCCAGUGUGUCUCUGCUGCUGUUUUAACCAGGCUACUAUCCUUCGCAAAGCUCCACUCCACAUUCAUUUGUUUUCUUUGCUGACUAAGAUCUGUAUUAUAGGAUUUUGUGUUUCAGAUGUUAUAACGGAGAUUGAAGAAUAAAUUUGUUGAUUGUUUAAUAA